Molecule: messenger RNA, 1479 nt
Organism: Nematolebias whitei (Rio pearlfish)
Lineage: Eukaryota; Metazoa; Chordata; Actinopteri; Cyprinodontiformes; Rivulidae
Gene: lrrc71
Product: leucine rich repeat containing 71
Exons: 17
Coding region: 1-1479 (492 amino acids)
Molecular function (GO): protein binding
Source: RefSeq, a predicted model, not a curated record
AUGUCUAAAAAGAAACAAACAAAAGAGAAGGCAAAACAAGAAGAUGAUGCCUCGAACAUUUCUGGACUGUCGCCAGCUGAAGCAAUCCCUGCUCAGACUUUUGAUGAAUAUGAGUGCACGGGAAAUGUGGAGAUCGACUUCCCUGUGCUUAGCACCCUUCUGAACAUGAAGAAUAUCCCAGAAGUCUCUAGCAAGCAACCGGACUUUUGCACAACUGAAACUAAAGGAGAGGACACGGACAACUACCAGUCACAGAUAAAUCCUUCACCCGUCUGGCCGAAGCCACGCAUAAACGUUGAGCUGGAAAAUGAAGACCCCCUCAGUGCCAAAAUGAUGAAGAUUUCUGGAUGGAAGGUGACUGAGCAGAUUUUCAGAGUAAUGCAGAAGAUGCUUCCCUCCAUGAGCCAGCUGCUGAGCCUUCAGUUUUGGCAGGCGGGACUGACAGAUCAGAUGGUAAUCUCUCUCACAAACACAAUCUCUCUGUGCUCUGGCCUCAGAGCUGUGACCAUAGAGGGGAACAUUCUUCCACAGCAGAUCUUCCACCUUCUUCUCUCUGAAAGCAGCAUUCUCACCCACCUAUCUCUACGAAACAAUCGGAUCGGAGACGAAGGCGCUCGUCUGAUUGGUUCGGCUCUCUCCACCUCCACAACCGCUAACAAGAACCUCUUGUCACUCAACCUGGCGUUCAAUUCUAUUGGUGACGCAGGUGCUGCACAUAUUGCACGGGGCCUGCGGCUGAAUCGGACUCUGCUCAUUCUCUCACUGGCCAACAAUCAGAUUGGAGACUCGGGAGCUGCUCCUCUGGCUGAGAUACUUGGUGAGUUUCCUCUAACUCACGAGGAAGUCGUGGAAAGAAGGAAGCUGCUCCUGCAAACAAUAAGUGCUUCUUCGUUUAAGGCUGAUUUGGAGCAGUUUUCAAGUAGCCAGCUUAGCUCAACACAAAGCAUGUCAGUGAGUGUUACCAAAGCAGACAACAAAGUCAUAUCCAAGAAAAAGGAAGCUUCCAGAAAAGAUGUGAAAACCAUUGAAGUCAAAGAAAAAACCAGCAAGAAAGCUUCUGAUGUAAAGCCAACUCCUAUUAAAGGUGGAAAAUUAGGGGGUAAAGAUCAACAAUCAUCUAGACAAGAGGAUAAAUCAAACAGUUCCCUGAAUGAGGCAGAGUUACUGGAGACAGCCAACCCCCUGCUGGACCAGUCUGUGCAUCACAAGGACGGCCAGCUUGUUCUGCCUGGAAAUACAACGCUCACCUCCCUGAAUCUAGCAGGCAACAGAAUUACAGAGAAGUCACUUCCUCUGUUUCUGGCUGUUCUGGAGAUGCAGCAGGAGGAGGACAGAAGCUUGCAGCGUCUCUGCCUGCAGAGAAACCGUUUCCCAGCUGAGUCUAAAUGUUACUUGAAGAUAAAGGACAUCAUGGCUCUCGCAGAUGGUGUCGUCAAAACCAGCUCCGGGACAAUGGAAGAGGAGGGACGGGGGACAUGA